AGAGUAGAUAAUUAUUAAACCUCAGGUGUUCGAGGUACAAUGGUAACAUUGUCCAAGAGCCAUAGAUGGCGUCGACAGCUUGAUUUUACUGUCAGUUGCUGUGUAAUUUUACCUCAGUUACUCUCUCUACAGCUUCUCUUGUAUCUGAGGCACCAUGAUUCACAGCCUCUUUAUCAUCAACUCGUCUGGGGACGUGUUUAUGGAGAAACACUGGAAGAGCGUCAUCCCUCGGUCCAUCUGCGACUAUUUCUUCGAUGCUCAGAGGAAAGCCAACAACAAUGAGGACAUCCCCCCCGUCAUCACCACACCUCACCACUACCUCAUCAGUGUGCUGCGUAGUAACCUCUUCUUCAUCGCUGUCUGUAUGACUGAAGUUCCUCCACUGUUUGUCAUCGAAUUUCUGCACCGGGUUGUUGACACGUUCGAGGACUAUUUUGGGGAGUGUACUGAGACCAUCAUCAAGGAGCACUAUGUGGUGGUGUACGAGCUCCUGGACGAGAUGUUGGAUAAUGGCUUCCCCUUGGCAACUGAGAGCAACAUCUUGAAGGAACUCAUCAAGCCUCCCAACAUCCUGCGUACCAUCGCCAACACUGUCACCGGCAAAUCCAAUGUGAGCGCCACGUUACCGACCGGCCAGCUGAGUAACGUACCCUGGAGGCGUUCGGGUGUCAAGUACACCAACAAUGAGGCUUACUUUGACGUGACGGAGGAAGUGGACGCCAUCAUUGAUAAAUCCGGUGCAACAGUCGCGGCAGAGAUACAAGGCUAUAUUGACUGUUGUAUAAAGCUAACAGGGAUGCCGGACCUUACGCUGACCUUCAUUAACCCGCGGCUGUUUGAUGACGUCAGUUUCCACCCGUGCGUGAGACUGAAGCGUUGGGAGUCGGAGCGGGUGUUGUCUUUUGUGCCUCCAGACGGCAACUCGCGGCUCCUCUCCUACCACAUCGGCUCCCAGUCUGUGGUGGCGAUUCCCGUCUACAUAAGGCAUAAUAUUUCCUUCCGAGAUGUUGGGGGCGGAAGGCUGGACAUCACUGUGGGACCCAAACAAACUAUGGGGCGGUCGGUAGAGGGAGUUGUACUGGAGGUGCCGAUGCCCAAAUGUGUGUUGAACUGUACCCUAACUAUAUCCCAGGGCAAAUACACGUUUGACCCCGUGUCCAAGGUCUUGCGUUGGGAUUUGGGACGCAUCGACCCCACCAAACUCCCCAACAUGCGUGGAAAUAUCAGCGUACAAACUGGCUGUCCCCCACCAGAAAGUAAUCCUACUAUAAACGUACAGUUUACAGUCACCCAGCUGGCACUGUCGGGGCUGAAGGUGAACCGUUUAGACAUCUACGGAGAGAAGUACAAGCCAUUUAAAGGAGUCAAGUACAUCACUAAGGCGGGGCGCUUCCAAGUUCGCACAUAGAUGUCUUGCGAUAUUGUCCUGUAAUAAGCUGGGAGGUAAUCUUCACGCGAUCCAUCGAAAAGAAGAUAAAUUGUCACAACUUUGAGGAAGAAAAAGGAAAACAGAUUUGUAUAUUUCUCUGUUGGUGUUGAGAAUUUAUAUAUGAAAGGUUUACUGGGAGAUGGUUCACCAACUGAGAGUCUUUAGUUUCUCACUUAAAUAUAAUAUAAUGGAGUGGAGAGUCAUAACCAAAUUAUAAACUUGAGAUCUGAUAAUAUUUGUUCAUAUACUGUACAGGUAAACCUCGAUAAACGAUGUCUUGUUCACCGAUAUUCCGCUUUAACGAUGGUCGUGAAUUAAGACCAUCCCGCUAAAUACGAUAAAAUAAAUCGCUUUAACGUUAUCCAUCAAAUAUAGAUUGGUGGAUAAUAUUUUUGUUUAUCUCUUGGGCAAACUAAGGGUUGUGUAUACUCAAGUUAAUUGCUACCUUGCAAGGAUUCCAGCAUUUUUUUUUUGGGGGGGGGGGCACUUCACUAUAUCCUUGUGUAAGGUAAAGAG
Messenger RNA from Homarus americanus (American lobster), 1945 nucleotides. RefSeq names its product AP-3 complex subunit mu-1-like (gene carmine). Gene Ontology annotation, biological process: endocytosis; intracellular protein transport. The transcript is spliced from 11 exons. The record is from RefSeq and is a predicted model, not a curated record. Bases 155 to 1408 code for a protein of 417 amino acids. Lineage: Eukaryota; Metazoa; Arthropoda; Malacostraca; Decapoda; Nephropidae. Gene Ontology annotation, cellular component: cytoplasmic vesicle; clathrin adaptor complex.